CAUGGCAUGUUGAUGGUUACUUAAGUCGACUUCACCUGGCUUGGCGCCAUGAGCGCAGAUGUGCGGCCACGUGGUUUUGGACGAUCCAGAUCACCUCACCGACAGCUGCGCAUUGAAGAGUGCACAGCAGUGCGGAAGGCCCAGCGUGCGGCCAUCCACGUGACCCAACAGGAGGUGGCGGAGAUGGUGGGGCGCCUGAAGACGAAGAUCCGCCCGUCGGAGGUCCUGAAGCUCUUGAGGCGACUCUCUGUCGCCAUGGCACCGCUGCGCGGUCCACGGCUGGUGGAGUGGUUGCGGGCCACUGGCGCAGGGAAGGUGGUCAAUGCCAUGGGCAAGUCCACGGAUUCCGAGGUGUCCCGCUUCGCCGUCCGCCUCGUUGAUGCCUGGCGCCAAGCGCUGCCAGCCCUACCGGCGCCGAAAGCCGCGGUGGUGGUGUCCUCGUCCUCCGACAGCUCCAGCGACGCCAGCGGUUCGGACGAGGAGUGCCGAAGAUCACCCAGCGGAGUGGAGCCCAAAAGCGAGAGCAGCGGGAGCAGCGGGCAUUGGGUGUCUUUGGGCUGUGACUUCAACCAAGAUGGAGACAAGGUGACUGGGAAGAAGAAUAGUGUCCCUCGCAGGACCAAUGUGGUGGUGGAGGCCUACACUCGCACUGCCAAGCAGACCCAGAAUGAGAAUUUGAGCAACAUUGCAGAAGUGGCCUUAAAGUGUGGCUGGAAGCAGAACUUCAAUGCAAAAGCCAAGUCAAAGAGGCCAGAGGAGCAGCCAGAGCAUGACAAUGCCAAGGCAUCCUUGGGCACCUACAAGGCAGUACUUGGGCAGAAAGGAGAGCUGACUGCAUGGUGUGGAGACCAGAACUAUGUUGUGGCACCACCAGGGGCACUCAUCACCAUGGUGUAUCGACAUGCUGCCUAUCAUUUGCUCCUCAGUGCUACAGCCUGGACACAAGAGUUGCUUGGCCUUAGCUGA
This is a messenger RNA of Durusdinium trenchii, 966 nucleotides long. The record is from the annotation of a GenBank genome assembly. NCBI's taxonomy places the organism in Eukaryota, Dinophyceae, Suessiales, Symbiodiniaceae.